Molecule: messenger RNA, 2106 nt
Organism: Asterias rubens (European starfish)
Lineage: Eukaryota; Metazoa; Echinodermata; Asteroidea; Forcipulatida; Asteriidae
Product: protein zwilch homolog
Exons: 14
Coding region: 130-1989 (619 amino acids)
Biological process (GO): mitotic spindle assembly checkpoint signaling; protein localization to kinetochore
Cellular component (GO): RZZ complex
Source: RefSeq, a predicted model, not a curated record
UCCAGGCGGUAAGUUUGCAUGAAAAUUAUGUUGACAUUUUUUGUUAUGUGUCAGUUCUUGGUGGGUUGUCUUCGUCUGCUUUAUAGUUAGUUCAUGGUUAGAUGAUUGUUUUAUUUCACAUCGUUCAACAUGAAGAACUUCACGGCAGAUAUCAACGAGUUCUUGGCUACCAUAAAAGAAUUAUUGUCAUCAGAAAGUCAAAAUACUAGCGUCAACAAUGGGAAGAAGACAAGCGCCGUCUUCAAAGACUUUAAGUUUUGUCUAACUGAUUACUCAUCGAAAGAAGUGAGUGAGCUUAUGUUAGAAUGGAAUCAACGACCUGCGAAGAACAGUAAAGUAAUUCUGGUUGAAAAAGAAGACUUACUCAAGCAUCUUGAGAAAGAAGACAUCAGUCUUAACAAUGAAUCGAUGGAGGAGACGGAGGGAACUUUGGGUGAUUCCAUUAGGAAUGAAGGGGAGGACAGCUCAUUACGUGAUCCGGUGUCCGUUGACGAAGCCAGGUAUCUUCUAUCCAUUCACAAUCUGUGUACAAAUUCAAACCGUUCACUGACGUUGGACAAAAGCACAGAGUUUACAGUUCCGGACAUGCUGGUUAUCUGUGACGGGAAAGACAACGAGAACAUCGCUGUGAUGGGAUGCUCCUCUGUAAAGGCAGGGUCAGGUGACCAUCGAGGUCAAAGGUCACCAGGUGUGUCAGUGACUACCGUGUCAUGUUUUGGUCCAGUCACAUCCAAGUCAAGUCUUCUAACUGUGGAUCAGGUUAUACAACAGAGUGGUAGUCUUGCAAACAAGGAGAGUGUGAGCACUACAGCCUUUGCCCAGUACGAGAUCGUAGGAAUGUCUUAUCAUGAGGUCUCUAUGCUAGAUGUAGCCAGCCAAACACAUACAUCAGUCACAAUGGACUGUAGCUGGGAUAAUGUAAAGGGGAUGCUGGAGAGACCUCAUAGCGCAAUGUGCAACGUGCAUGUGUGUGCUGUGGCCGGUGACAUGAGGAGUGCUGCUCAUAGUAUGUACAGAGAAUUAGCAACGCUUGUGGGUUUUACAGAAGGGUUGAAAACGGAGGAGUUAGAAUGGAACACGAAAGAGUCAUCCAAAGAGUCAGUAGAGGAGGCUGUAGCAAGACUCAUAGAGAAAGAGAAGCAAGGUCCGCAGAGGAAACCAGAGCCAAAGCCGCAGACUUCAAUCCAGGAUGGUGAAACCGAUUUAGACUCGCUCCUUCGCUGCUACAUCAUCCCGGAGCGACAAGAUCUCUACUUCUCAGAAUCCCUGUGGACGACCCUGUGGUCGACAGCAACCUGUUAUGAUGACUUCAUCAGAGCCUUCUCAUUGGUCUUUAGUGAACUGAGAAAGGGGGAACUUCAACCAAUUGUUCAUGGAGAUAAUCAGAGCACAUUGGCCAAGAUGAUCAGAGCGUCCUACCAGCAGGAGAUGAAUAAGAUCAACAUUGAGGGCGUCGACAAUCUCACCAUGCUUGUUGAGAUCGGUCUGGACAAACUCAGAAGGGAUUACACAAACUUCUUCAUCGCUAGUGAGCUGACGACCUUAAACCAGCUUCAAUGGUACAUCAAGACGUCCGAGUCCUGUGACAUCGUUGAGCAGGUGUUACGUCUCAGAGCUCUUCACAAUGUCCUGGAGGUAGCUGUGGUUUCUGUCACCUCGUUAAAGCUACCCCCUGAGCAUCGUAGGUCACUCGUCAGGUCUGCCUUAAUAUAUUACCAGUCACAUCCUGAGGAUGAUUGCCACACGUUCAGCCAACCUGUAGAGGCCACCAUUCUACAGCCACUCUAUACAAGUUACCAGCCUUCUGUCUGGAGAUUGAAUGUGAAAGGUAAUGCGGGGACCUGUUCAUCCUAUCAGCUGAGUGUUAAACAACCCUUACCUCAUGUCAUUGGUAUUAAUCCAGAUAUGAGUAUGGGUGAUCUGACAAGUGGGGAAACGUUCUGUUACCACGUGGCACACUCAAGAGAAAAUACCGUCUCGUUUCUGUGAGGGACGUCUUUGCCAGAAGGUAAAAUGGCAAUGUCUGUGUGAAUUACUUUCUUAAAGGGAGGAUGCGGCACUUUUUUCAUGAAAAGAAUUGGGGCUAAAUAUUUUUCUUUUUCUUGG